This is a messenger RNA of Talaromyces rugulosus, 813 nucleotides long. RefSeq lists its product as uncharacterized. The record is from RefSeq and is a predicted model, not a curated record. Bases 1 to 813 code for a protein of 270 amino acids. The transcript is spliced from 2 exons. Lineage: Eukaryota; Fungi; Ascomycota; Eurotiomycetes; Eurotiales; Trichocomaceae.
AUGUCUCGCUCAGCCGCCGACGCAACCCGCUUCACCGCGACAGGGCCCUACGUCGGCCCCAAAGCUCCUUACAAACUACCUGAUCUCAAUAAAUCGAAACAAAAACCGCCGCGUCCAUCCAACAACACCAACGAACCACAAGACCCAAAACAACAAGGACAGCAAGGACAACAAGGUGGACAAGAAACACCACGCCAAAAAGUCGAGCGUCUGCGAGCCCAAGCCCGCGCGGCGCGCCUGUCGCAAAAGUCCAGCUUGGUCGAUCGCAUAAUCGAGCGUGGAGGGAGGGCGGCGAAUGGCGCGCACAAGGUGAUUAUUUACACGCUGAUUGCGGCGUCGGGAGUCUGCGGCGCCCUCACAAUCUACUCCGCCGUCUCCCUGACCAUGUGGAACCGACGCCAGCGCGAGCUCUGGCUCGACCGCCAACUGCAAGACCUGCAAUCCGCGCGCGAAGCCUACGUGGCCGGAACCGCGACGCCGGAACAACUCGAAAUCCUACGAAAUGAAAAAAUCGGCGAGAUUGAGCAACAGAAAAUAAAAGAAACAAAGGAACAGCGGUUGUGGAAUAGGACGAAGCGGUUUCUUUUUGAGGGGAUGAAGAAGGAGGGGGCAUCAGAUGACAAUAAAAAGAUUGGGGUUUUGGAGGCGUUGAAUGCGAGCAAGGCUGAUGAAGUUGCUGCUGCUGCUACUUCCUCCACAGCUGUGUCGAAAGCUGUUCCAGAGCCAGGGCCCCUGGAUGUGCUCGCGGCAAAUGCCGAGACGUCGGCGAAACAGUCAGCCAAGGGCUGGUCAGAUUGGAUAUGGAGGCGAUGA